GCACUGCCCAAACCUCAAAUUAUUGCAAUCAAAGGAAGCCAGGGACGAGGUAUAAAACCUUCCUGGGGUGCAUCUUCCCACACUGCCCUGGCUCUGAGGCACGAGGACCAGCCAUGAAGGCUUUUCUGGUGGCCCUGCUGGCUGCAGCCCUGUGUGCCCAGCAAGCUUCCUCCCUGUUCUGCUACAUCUGUGACAAUGAACAUUCCAACUGGAACUGCAUGAAAACCUACAAGUGUGAGGACCAUGAGAAAUUCUGCACGACCACGUACAGCACUGCUGGAAUUGGCAAGGACAUGGGGUACCGCAUCACCAAGAAAUGCUCCGUGGACUGCCCGGAGACCAACGUGAAUUUUGGGAUGGCCGCCUACUCCACCAAGUGCUGCAAAACCUCCCUGUGCAACUUCAGCGGGGCCAACAGCAUCCGGAUCAGCUACCCCAUGGUGCUGCUGGGCCUCCUGGGGAGCCUCCUCUGCGUGCUCAGGGUGGGACUGUGAGCAGGGCUGGCAGCACAUGCCACCCCGAGUGAGAAACCUCAGCCCGGAGUUUCCUGGUUUAUUCCGAGACGUCGCUUCGCAUCCUAUUCCCCCCACCCUGUUGUUUUAUAUUAAUUUUUUUUUU
Messenger RNA from Ficedula albicollis (Collared flycatcher), 618 nucleotides. RefSeq names its product lymphocyte antigen 6E-like. NCBI's taxonomy places the organism in Eukaryota, Metazoa, Chordata, Aves, Passeriformes, Muscicapidae. The transcript has 3 exons. Bases 114 to 494 code for a protein of 126 amino acids. Gene Ontology annotation, molecular function: acetylcholine receptor inhibitor activity. The record is from RefSeq and is a predicted model, not a curated record.